AUGGCAUGUCCAAGCAGUGUGAAGGAUGGACCGAGACCAGACAAUGCUCCAAGGAGAGGAUGGCCACCAAAGCCACGAGAUAUUCCAUCCCAGGAGGAAAAUGGUCAACUCGGAUGCAAUGACGAAUACGAAUUUGAUGAUGAGGAGUACUCGGAGGAGUUUUUGAGGAGGCUGGAUAAGGCUGAAAGCAAUGCCAUAGCCAAGCUCAAGCGAUUGAAAGCAGAAGCAGACGCCUGCAAGAAAUGUCUUGUAGACCUGCAGGAGGCUGUGAAUGAUCCGCUUAGCUGUACGAACCAUUCUUUUCAUUGCAACAUGGGAUACUCAUAUUUUCCUAUAGAACCAUUCUUUAAUCCACUUGCAGGACCCCUCUCUGAUGCGGCGAGUGACGAGGAUGAGCACUUGGACUCCCAAAACAAAGCUGAGACACUACAUGUCAGUCGCAAUACCGGGGAUGAGCCAGCGGCGCAAAGACCUAAUGCAAAUGACGAACCUGGAGUGUGGUUCGAUAAGCCAAAAUAUAUGCAAGACUGGCUGUACCGGUACUUUGCUACAGUUAUACACCCGCUUAUCCACAAUAAAAAUGGCGGCAAGAUCCUGCUUGCACCGCCAACAUUCACAGAGUCUAAACCUUAUGCCCUGCCAACACUCUGGAUCCAUUCUCCGGAACCUGUCAUGUCUCUCUCUGUGCAUCGGUUUGAGCCCACCCUUCUCUUCCGCCUACAUGUCUUGCUUUGGCUUGUACAUUUCUUUGUCGAUGUAUUAUCUUGUCCCCAAUAUGGAAAACCACUUGAAAAGAAUGGUGCGCUGCCACCUCAUCAUGUCGUAGACCUUGAAGAUUCAUUCUACAUCAUUGCAUGGGCAUAUUAUUGCUGA
Molecule: messenger RNA, 873 nt
Organism: Desarmillaria tabescens
Lineage: Eukaryota; Fungi; Basidiomycota; Agaricomycetes; Agaricales; Physalacriaceae
Exons: 4
Coding region: 1-873 (290 amino acids)
Source: RefSeq, a predicted model, not a curated record